Neolamprologus brichardi is the source of this 2700-nucleotide messenger RNA. NCBI's taxonomy places the organism in Eukaryota, Metazoa, Chordata, Actinopteri, Cichliformes, Cichlidae. The record is from RefSeq and is a predicted model, not a curated record.
AUGGCGACGAGCUCGCUCCUCGGGGAGCAGUUUGUGGGCAUGCUCAGACUCCUCCACGUUCCACCGCCUGCCUCCUCCUCACACCUUGUAAUGGAGAGGAGGAAGGUGUUGGCACCAGCGGCCUCCAUCAUGUGUCUGAUGAGGAGGAAGAAAAGAAGUGCAUCAUCGCUGAGGCUGACUCUGUGCUUUGACCUCCGCAGGGAUCACGUGUUCGCAGUCAACCUGACGACGGCUUCGGGGGAGUUCGUCCCACAGCUGAAGCUGACGUGGAAGUCCAACGACGUCAGCAAGUGCACGGUCAGAGGGAAGAACAGCGACGAGUGCUACAACUACGUGAAGGUGUUGGUGCCUCGAAACGACGAGACGCUGUUUGCCUGCGGGACCAACGCCUUCAACCCGACCUGCCGAAACUACAAGAUGACCUCGCUGGAGCAGGUCGGGGAGGAGCUGGUGGGUCAGGCUCGCUGUCCCUUCGAGUCCGGUCAGUCCAACGUGGGACUGUUCGCUGGUGGAGACUUCUACUCGGCCACUAUGACGGACUUCCUGGCCAGCGACGCCGUCAUCUACAGGAGCCUGGGCGAGGGCCGCCCCGUCCUCAGGACCGUCAAAUACGACUCCAAGUGGUUGCGAGAGCCGCACUUCCUGCACGCCAUCGACUACGGGAACUACGUCUACUUCUUCCUGAGCGAGAUUGCAGUGGAGUACACCACACUGGGCAAGCUUCAGGCUCGGCUCAACUGCUCGGUGCCCGGAGACUCCUUCUUCUACUUCGACGUGCUCCAGUCGCUCACCAACGUGCUGCAGAUCAACCAGAGACCCGCCGUGGUCGGAGUCUUCACCACUCAGGCCAACAGUAUCCCCGGCUCGGCCAUCUGUGCCUUCUACAUGGACGACAUCGAGAAGGUGUUCAACGGGAAGUUCAAAGAGCAGAGGACCAGCGACUCCUCCUGGACUCCCGUACCCGACGAGCAAGUCCCCAGACCGAGGCCCGGUACGUGUGCAGGCGACGGCUCGGCUUCAGAAUACAAAUCGUCUGUUCAGUUCCCGGACGACACGCUGACCUUCAUCAAGUCGUAUCCUCUGAUGGACGAAGCGGUUCCCUCCGUCAACGACCGGCCCUGCUUCACCAGGACGUCCAGCAGGUCCAAGUUGACCCAGAUCGUGGUGGAUGUCUCUGCCGGGCCUUUCAAGGACCGGACGGUGAUGUUCCUGGGCUCAGACGAUGGGCGGGUCUUGAAGGUUUUGGCCAGCACCCAUCCAAACGACAGCUUUGGAUCCAAACUGCUGGAGGACAUCGACGUCUACAACCCGUCCAAGUGCAACGUUCAGGGUCAGGAGGACAGGAGGGUUCUGGGCCUGGAGCUCGAUAAGGACCAUCACGCCUUGUUUGUGGCUUUCAGCAGCUGCGUGAUCAGAGUGCCGCUCAGCCGCUGCGCCCAACACGGAGCCUGCAAAAACUGGCUUCGGACCGGGAGCUGCGCCAACGUUGCGCCGGGUUUCAAGGCGGGGUUUGAGCAGGAUAUCGAGGGCGACCACUCGUUUCAUCCGGACAGCUGCCGCGCUGACGUGUUGGCUACGACACGGAACCAGGAGUCCACCGCCGACUCCGCCUACGGCGUGCGGCGUCCUCCGGACAUGGACCAGCGAGCCGGUGCUAACGUGCAUUACACGCUGCUGAUCGCCUGCGUGCUGGUGGCCUUCUUCCUGGGCGCCAUCUUGUCGGGUUUCCUGGUGUCGUGCUACUGCGGCGGCAGCGCCGCCCACCGCGCUCGGAGGCUGGGGAAGGACCCGGAGGCGUCGCUGCCUCACGCCCUGUCGCUGCGAUCCCUCGCCAAGCUGAACGGGCUGCUGGACGGACAGCCCAAGGAGGACAAACUGGACGUGUCCACCCCGAAGAUGUACAGCUCCUUCAUCCCCAACGGCCGGGCCGAGCAUCACCUGCACAGCCCCGUGCACCAGGGCCUCCCGCUGGGCGACCCCGAGCUCAGCCUGUCCCAGGGGGAUGGCGAGCUCUCCGGCCUGCCCACGCCCGACUCCACCCCGGAGCUUCCCAUCAGGAACAUGAAGGCGCUGCGACACCAUCAGUACGAGAAGAACCAGAACUGCAACAACGCCAGAGACAAGCCCAGCUGCUCCGCCUCCAGUCUGGGAUUCAUGGCCGUCGUCGGGAACUCCUUAAACCAGCAGGUGUUUCCCUUCCCUCAUCACCAUGGCAACGGUUUAAGCAACGGGACGCCCCACGGCGCCUCUUCGACCUCUCUGCACCUCCCAGAGGAGAGAAAGAUCUCCAAUGAUGAGCGGGCGGCGGCGGCGGCGGCGGGAGGGGGAGGAGUCCCGCAUCACCACCACUCCCAGCAGUCCCUCCCCCAGACGGUGGUGGACGUGUCGGCGCUGGACGAGCUGCUCAAACACAUCCACGAGGUCAGCGCGUCGGGAACCGGCGGCAUCAAGGUCCUUACCUCCACCUCCUCUUCCUCGCUGUUCCCCGGGUCGUCCGGCGCCACCGCCGGGCACCAUCACAGCCACCAUCACCACCACGCACAGACGCGCACACACCACUACAACCAUCACCAUAGCAACCACCACAACAACAACAGCGAGCUUUUUGUCCCCAUCGCUCCUCGUUACCGCCCCUCAGCCGUGCUUGCUGCCCCGCCGCUGAGAGGACGCGGCGCCACUCGAGCAUCUCCGGCUCAUUGA